Solea solea (common sole) is the source of this 3516-nucleotide messenger RNA. RefSeq names its product NLR family CARD domain-containing protein 3-like. The transcript is spliced from 10 exons. The record is from RefSeq and is a predicted model, not a curated record. Bases 118 to 3219 code for a protein of 1033 amino acids. NCBI's taxonomy places the organism in Eukaryota, Metazoa, Chordata, Actinopteri, Pleuronectiformes, Soleidae. Gene Ontology annotation, molecular function: protein binding.
CUGUAGUCACGAGCAGCCACUUUCAGUGUGUGAAAUCAGUCAUUACUCAAGCGUCUGCCGACGCAGGUGGGGGCUGCUGGUGAGGAGCAUGGGUUGACCAAAACCUUGUGAAGAAGAAUGGAGCGAACGAGUGAUGCCGAUAAAACAGACGUGAUCUCUCAAGUUCCCCGUCUUCAGGCUCUGGUGGAACAUUCGCAUCCCACGAUCACAGCUCACAAUGGAAGCAACGUGGUCGCUCCCGUCAUCUAUGGUUCUAAUGCUGGCAACAUAAACAUCAAUGUCACCUCAGUUUGUCAUGAGUGCAAGGCUUCAUCAAAAGAUGCACGGAACCAUGACAGCUGUGCAUCUCCGCAGCCGGAAAACACGACGGUUCCAGAAUGUCAGAUGAAACUCAAAGCUACCCUGGUGAGGAAUUUCAGCCACCUGGUUGAGGCGGACACAACCGAGGCAAAGAGGAUAUCUCUGGACAAAAUCUACACGGAGCUCUACAUCACAGAGGGAGGGAGCGCUGAAGUCAAUCAGGAGCAUGAAGUGAGACAGAUUGAGGCGACAUCCAGGAUACACGUGCUGCAGGAAAAAUCCGUCCACUGCAAUCAACUCUUUGCUCCCCUGCCGGGACGAAGCCACCAGGUGAGAACAGUGAUGACGAGGGGAGUAGCCGGCAUUGGGAAAACAGUUGCCACGAAAAAAUUUACUCUGGAUUGGGCCAAGGAGAGAGCAAACACCGACCUGGACUUUGUAUUCCCGCUCUCUUUCCGAGAGCUGAAUCUGAUGAGGAAGAAAAAUUACAACCUAGUGGCGCUUCUUGAAGACUUAUUCCCUGACACGAAAGAUACAGGAAUCUUCACUCAUGGUAAGAACAAGAUGCUCUUCAUCCUGGACGGUCUGGACGAGAGCCGUCUUUCUUUGGACUUCAGCAGAUGUGAAAUAAUGCCCGAUGUCACGCAGCCAGCCGGAAUUGCCGUGCUCCUGGUUAACCUCGUCCGGGGAAGACUUCUUCCUUCGAGUCUUGUUUGGAUAACUUCUCGGCCAGCAGCUUCCAGUCAGAUCCCCGCGGAGUUCAUUGAUCUCGUGACUGAGGUCCGCGGGUUCAACAACCAGCAGAAGGAUGAGUAUUUCCGGAAGAAAAUUGAUGACCAGAGCUUAGCAAACAGAGUAAUCAUGCAUGUGAAGUCCUGCAGGAGUCUUCACAUCAUGUGCCACAUACCCGUCUUCUGCUGGAUGGCGGCGAGAGUUCUUGAGAAGACGUUGGCAACAGCAGACACUAAAGACUCGCCGAGGACGCUCACAAAAAUGUACAUACAAUUCUUGUCGUUGUAUGUGGAGAGCACAAAGAAGAGGUUGCCGGGAAGAAGAGAGUCCAAUGCCGACCGCAUCCGAACUAACCUCAUCUCACUGGGUCAACUGGCCUUCAAAGAACUUGAGAAGGGCCACUUGAUCUUCUAUGAGAAAGAUCUGGCAAGCCAUGGCAUAGCGGUCUCACAGGCUUCCAUGUUCUCAGGACUUUACACACAGAUCUUCAGUGAAGAGCUGACGCUGGGUGAGCAGAUGUUCUGCUUUGUGCAUCUGAGCAUCCAGGAGUUCUUCGCCGCAUUGUACGUCUUCCUGACGUUCAACAAUGAAAACAUCAACGUCCUGGUGAAGAAGCCGUCUGUUCCGAGACGUCUGUUUUCCAGAGACCCUUCAGAGCUCAUCCUGUGCAAAGAAGCGGUGGAGAAGGCACUUCGAUGUGAAAAUGGUCACUUCGACAUCUUCCUGCGCUUCCUUCUGGGCCUGUCUCUCGAGUCAAACCAAACUCUGCUGAAAUAUCUAAUGACCAGCAACAGAACAAACAAAAGGACAAGGACAGAGAUCAUUAAACACAUCAAGGAGAGGAUACAGUCAUGUCCAUCAUCGGAGAGAUGCCUCAAUCUCUUUCACUGCCUGAAUGAGCUGAACGACCGCUCCCUUGUGGAGGAGAUCCAGAACUACCUGAGUUCAGACAGUCUCAGAGAAGCCAAACUCUCACCCGCGCAGUGGUCCACCCUGGUCUUUGUGUUGUUGACGUCAGAGGAAGAACUGAGUGUGUUUGACCUGAGCAAAUACACUCGCUCUGACGAGGGACUUGUGAGGCUACUGCCUGUCGUUAAAACAGCCCAAGUGGCAAAUCUGAAAGCAUGUAAACUGACUGUGACCUGCUGUGAACCGCUUGCAUCUUGCAUCAGUUCGUCCCACAUCCGAGAGCUGGACUUGAGCAACAACAACCUGACUGACUCAGGAAUGAGGCUGCUGUCCAGUGGACUGAAGAACAGCAAAUUGGAGACACUAAGACUGAGGAGCUGCAGGAUGACAGAGCACAGCUCCAAAGCCGUGACUGAAAUGCUCAGCUCUGCUUCCUGCCGGCUGAAGGUGCUGGACCUCGCCGACAAUGACCUUCAGGAUGACGGUGUUACGAGGAUUUCCAUCGGACUGGGGAGUCCUCUCUGCAAACUGGAAAUACUCAAUGUCGCCCUGUGCAGAGUGACAGAAAUAGGCUGCACUUUCCUGGCGUCGGCCUUGAACUCAUCUUGUCUGAGGGAGCUGGACAUGAGCUACAACCACCCGGGUACCUUUGGCCUGCAGCUGCUGUCUGCUCUGAAAGAUGACCCACACUGCAGCCUGCAGAAUCUCAGUGUUGAAGAGUGUGGUGAAUCCAGGAUUGAGCCAGGCCCAAAGAAAUACACCAGGAAACUCACCCUGGACCCAGACACCGCACACAAAGACCUUUCUCUCUCCGAGGGAAACACCAAAGCAAAGCGUUGGAUGGCACAGCCUUAUCCCGAUCACCCAGACAGGUUUGAUUACUGGAGACAGGUGUUGUGUGACGAGGGACUGACAGGACGGUGCUACUGGGAGGCAGAAUGGUGUGGCAGAGCUUUCAUAGGAGUUGCCUACAGAAGGAUGAACAGGAAGGGAGAGGGUCACGACAGCUGGUUAGGCCGAAACGACUCCUCCUGGGGCCUGAACUGCGCUCAGGGCAGUUACAGGACUUUGCACGGAGACACAAACACUGCGUUAACUGUCCCCAUCAGCUCCAAUAAAGUGGGGGUGCUUCUGGACUGGUCAGAGGGGACGCUGUCCUUCUACCAGGUCUCCAGUGGCUCACUCAGCCUCCUCCACACCUUUCACACGGCCUUUACAGAGCCCGUUUACCCAGGGUUUCAGCUUGGAUGGGUGGACUCUACAAUCCACCUGUGCUAAAGAAUAACCCCCAGGACAGUGAACCACUGCACAAUCCUACUGUUCCUGCUCUUUUGCUCAUCAUCAAAGUAACAUGAGGGCACAUUUACUCUUAUUCUUUAUCUGUGUGAAGACGGAAAUGUGAAAUACACUGUUUAAAAAGGAAAGAAAGACUUACUUCUCAGUGUUUUGAGUCCAGAACUUGGUGGAUGUUACAUUAUUUUGUUAUCAAAGAACUUUACAAUUUAUACCAGUAAUGCAAAAAGGGUUUCUCACUCUUCUAUAAUAAUAUGGACGCAAUUGGCGCAGCAAUAUAAU